Tripterygium wilfordii is the source of this 1644-nucleotide messenger RNA. RefSeq names its product F-box/LRR-repeat protein 2-like. The transcript is spliced from 2 exons. The record is from RefSeq and is a predicted model, not a curated record. The coding region runs from base 195 to 1436 and encodes 413 amino acids. Lineage: Eukaryota; Viridiplantae; Streptophyta; Magnoliopsida; Celastrales; Celastraceae. Gene Ontology annotation, molecular function: protein binding.
AAGAAAACGUUACUGUCUUUCCCUAUUCUCAUCAACGUCCUUCGACCUUUAUAAAUAGUACUCGUCUGCGAACAACUACUGAGGCUCGCUCGCUCUCACAUAGCAAUCCGCCUUGCGAAGGGACAGAGAUUUGGAUUAGGGUUUUUCGUUGACUCUAAUCGCAAUCCCUAAUCAAUCCUUCAAUCAAUCAAUCAAUGGUUGAUAAUUCCUCCACUCCUCCAAUGUCAGUCUCGAUAAACGAGACGUUAACGGACGAUGAGCUUAGAUGGAUCCUUUCAAAGCUAGAUAAGAGGGACGGUGGGGUUUUUGCGCUGGUCUGUAAGAGAUGGCUUCACCUACAGAGCACCGAGCAGAAGAAACUUGCCCUCCGCGCUGGGCCUCACAUGCUCCACAGAAUGGCGGCCAGAUUCUCGCAGGUUGUCGAAUUGGAUUAUUCCAAUUCAUCGGCCAGGUCCUUCUAUCCCGGUGUUACCGACUCUGAUCUUGCUGUUGUUGCCAAUAGCUUCAAGUGCUUGAGAGUCCUCAAGUUGCAGGAUUGUCGAGCUAUAACUGACAGAGGAAUGGCAUCAAUUGGGGAUGGUCUUUCUUGUUUGCAAUCGUUGGAUGUAACCAAUUGUAGAAAGCUGACUGACAGAGGUUUUUCGGCUGUUGCUAAAGGCUGUCAUGACCUGCGAAGCAUGCAUCUUGGUGGUUGCAAACUUGUUACUGAUGGAAUGUUAUUAGCUCUUUCUAAGAACUGUCCUAACCUUGAAGAGUUGGGCCUGCAGGGAUGCUCUAAUUUAACAGAUGAUGGUCUCACCUGCCUGGUAAGUGGGUGUCGACGGAUAACGUUUCUAGACAUUAAUAAAUGCGGCAAAGUUGGCAAUAUUGGGAUUUCUACUGUUUCCGAGGCAUGUUCAUCUUUUCUCAGAACAUUGAAGCUGUUGGACUGUUACAAAGUUGGAGACGAAUCUAUAUUAUCCUUAGCUAGAUUCUGUAUAAAUCUUGAAACGCUAAUAAUUGGUGGCUGCCGGGACAUCUCUGAUGAUUCUAUCAAAUCUUUAGCAGCUGCCUGUAAAAAUAGUUUGAAGAUCUUGCGGAUGGAUUGGUGUGUAAAUAUUUCUAAUGCUUCCUUGAGCUGCAUUCUCACUCAGUGCAACAAGCUGGAGGCUCUUGAUAUUGGUUCCUGUGAAGAGGUAACAGAUGCUGCUUUCCAGGGUUUAGACAAUUGUGAAACCAAGUUAAGUUUAAGGCUUUUGAAGGUCAGCAACUGCCCAAAGAUUACAAUUACUGGAAUCAGCACGCUCUUGGGAAAAUGCAAUUCCCUGGAGUACCUUGACGUGAGGUCCUGUCCACAUAUAACAAAGGCAGGCUUUGAUGAGGCUGGAUUACAGUUUCCUAACUGUUGCAAAGUGAAAUUCACCGGAAGUUUAUCCGAGCCAGAUGUUAUUGUUUGAGAUCCAAGAUUUGGGAGUUCCAUAUCCGAAACCUUUUGGGCAAUCAGUGCCCUCAUAAGCUUUAUAAGGAUUCUCAAUGGUCUUCCAACUGCAGUUUCUUCCUUUUCAAUGUAUAUUUUAUCCUGAAUCCUCUUUACCUUUGAUUGAGUAAAUAUUUGGCUUGUUAUAUUUAAUUCUAUAUAUAUCAUGCAUCUACAAUCUUAUUACA